GGACGCAGGCCAGCGCGUCGCGCCUUUAAGGCGUCCGCAGAGCCGGGCCGGGAGCGGAGAGCCGCGCGGGCACCAGCGCUGCGGCCGGACCCGAGCCGCGGACUGUGCGGGAGCCGGGACCGUGCGGCGGGACCCAGGCGGCGGAGGUUAGGUCAGAAUUUCAUUUUCAUCUUCUACCAGAGCCAGUAGCAGUUGGGAAAGAAGGCCGUGCUCUUUGAAUAGCGCCAGCCAGCCUCGAAGAGCAGGAUGGACCUUGACGUGGUCAACAUGUUCGUGAUCGCGGGCGGGACACUGGCCAUCCCCAUCCUGGCAUUUGUGGCCUCGUUUCUCCUGUGGCCUUCAGCGCUGAUAAAAAUCUAUUAUUGGUACUGGCGGCGGGCCUUGGGCAUGCAGGUCCGCUACGUUCAGCAUGAAGACUAUCAGUUCUGUUACUCCUUCCGCGGCAGGCCUGGGCACAAACCGUCCAUCCUCAUGCUCCACGGGUUCUCGGCGCACAAGGACAUGUGGCUCAGCUUGGUCAAGUUCCUUCCAAAGAACCUGCACUUGGUCUGCGUGGACAUGCCAGGACAUGAGGGUACCACCCGCUCUUCCCUGGAUGACCUGUCCAUAGACGGGCAAGCCAAGAGGAUACAUCAGUUUGUGGAAUGCCUCAAGCUGAACAAAAAACCGUUCCACCUGAUAGGCACCUCCAUGGGCGGCAAUGUGGCCGGCGUGUACGCUGCUUACUACCCGUCGGACAUCUGCAGCCUGUCUCUCGUGUGCCCUGCGGGCCUGCAAUACUCAACGGACAAUCAGUUCAUACGACGGCUCAGAGAACUGCAGGACUCGGCGGCCAUGGAGAAGAUCCCGCUGAUCCCGUCCACCCCGGAGGAGAUGAGCGAGAUGCUGCAGCUCUGCUCCUACGUCCGCUUCAAGGUGCCCCAGCAGAUCCUGCAAGGCCUUGUGGACGUUCGCAUCCCUCAUAACAGCUUCUACCGAAAGCUGUUUCUGGAAAUCAUCAAUGAGAAGUCGAGGUACUCCCUCCAUCAGAACAUGGACAAGAUCAAGGUCCCCACGCAGAUCAUCUGGGGGAAGCAAGACCAGGUGCUCGACGUGUCCGGGGCAGACAUGCUGGCCAAGUCUAUCCCCAACUGCCAGGUGGAACUUCUGGAAAACUGCGGGCACUCUGUGGUGAUGGAGAGACCUCGGAAGACAGCCAAGCUCAUCGUCGACUUUUUAGCUUCUGUGCACAAUACGGACAACAACAAGAAGCUGGACUGAGGCCCCGAGGGCCGCCUGCCGCCCGCACGCCACAUCCGCUCCCAUCUCCAAAUCGGACGCAGCCGCCACUUCUCAGGGAUCCUGCCCCAACAGCGUUCCGCGCGCCAGCAGCCCUGAGGAAGCCGGUGCCCUGCCCUCGUCAGAUCCACAGAGCUUUGGGGGCUACGAAGAAAUCUCCAAGAUGUUUUUUCACAAAAUAGAAACUCAUAAGGAACAAAGGAAGAAAACCCAGCCUUGAAACCUACCGAGAAGUCUUCAGGUUCAUUCGCAAAGCGGUCACCUUGAACCACAGUCACGGAGGACAUCGUCUUCUUUAAAACGCUUUUUACAGACUGAGACUGGAGGGACUGCUGUUGCUUCAGAAGUUCUCCCCUGCAUGGUCAGUGGCUGUUUUAGGAGCAUUAGUCCCCAUUCGCCGAGCCCCUCCUGUUUAUGUCUUAAGUUUUACAUGGAGACCCAGAUGUGAAUGCAGACGUCAGCUGCAAGACCCGGCUGGAAAGUGGCAAGCUGCAGAAGAUGUUUGCACCUGCAGAGGGGCAUUGUUCCGCCUCGGCCAGCCCUCGGAGCAGCAGAGAACACACCUCACCCGUGGGGGGUUUGGUCAGCCCCACAUGUCAGCUGUGCCACGAGGGAACUCAGCCGCAGUGUGAAGCACACCUGGCAGGGUGGGUUUCUGGGAAUACUUUAUUUCUUAAGAAUAGGUCUAAUGGUCUGGCCCAUGUGGCUCAAUGGUUGAGCAUUGACCUAUGAACCAGAAGGUCACCGUUCGAUUCCCCAUCAAGGCACAUGCCCCAUCAGUGAUUCUCAUCAUUGACGUUUCUCUCUCUCUCUCUCCCUCUCCCUUCCUCUCUCUGAAAUCAAAAAUUUAAAAAAAACAACAACACUAAAGUCUUUUUUAAAAAAUAGGACUAAUGAAGCAAUAAUGUUGUAGACACCUAUCUAAAUAGCCAGUCUCGGGUCCUAAAUGAUCAGACACAAGCACCUCAUGGGCCUCUCCUAUGUGGCUGUGCUACUGAGAACCCUUGGAUGUAAAAUACCAGUGAGAUAAUGAAUUCUGUGAAUUCUGUGCUCGAGCAUCAGUCUAAACAGCUGUAAAUGAUCAGAGUGAUAUGAAAUAAACAUAAGAAGUCUAGAUCAACAACAUGCAGACAGCUACUAUUUCUAAGCUAAUUAUGUGCGACAUAGGCAGAUUUUCUGUUACCUGGGUUAAGUGUGUUUUAAAGUCAGGCCUAUUCUGCCCUGAUCCGUGUGGCUCGGUUGGUUGAAUCAUCAUCCAGUACACCAAAAGGUUGUGGGUUCCACUCCCAGACAGGGCACAUAUCUAGGCUGCGGGUUUGAUCCUGGGUCGGGGCAUGUACAGGAGGCCACCAAUGAAUGUUUCUCUCUCUCAUGUUUAAAUUUUUUAUCCAGUUGAAGUGGUUUGUCAAAAUCAAAGGGCAAGAGUCAUCAAGCUGUCCUCUUGACGCUCUUCUGUUGCAUUUGGGAACCCUAACAUCCCCAGGAGCUUCCUCCACUCUUCCAAACCUUUUUACAGAGAAGCUACAGCCAAGUGAUUCUGUAAAUAAAGUGAGAUGAACUUAAUAGCUUAA
Messenger RNA from Eptesicus fuscus (big brown bat), 2849 nucleotides. Its product is annotated as abhydrolase domain containing 6, acylglycerol lipase. The transcript is spliced from 10 exons. Bases 247 to 1260 code for a protein of 337 amino acids. Gene Ontology annotation, cellular component: ribonuclease P complex. The record is from RefSeq and is a predicted model, not a curated record. NCBI's taxonomy places the organism in Eukaryota, Metazoa, Chordata, Mammalia, Chiroptera, Vespertilionidae. Gene Ontology annotation, biological process: tRNA 5'-leader removal.